Molecule: messenger RNA, 559 nt
Organism: Acomys russatus (golden spiny mouse)
Lineage: Eukaryota; Metazoa; Chordata; Mammalia; Rodentia; Muridae
Gene: C14H11orf71
Product: chromosome 14 C11orf71 homolog
Exons: 1
Coding region: 152-508 (118 amino acids)
Cellular component (GO): nucleus
Source: RefSeq, a predicted model, not a curated record
UCCGGCUGCUGCCCCUUCCACCGUUGCACUAAAAAUGGCGCCUGGGGUUGGUAACUGUUGCGUCCGACGCGGCCUGGAGUGAUCUGCGGCGCUGCCGAGGCCCCAGUUUGAUCGACGUACGUCUAGCAAACACUGCGGGCGGUGUUUGAAGAUGGCCCAGAACUCGGUGUCGCUCUCCGCCGGCGAUCAAGCCAACAGGGUGGCCUACCGGUCCUCCCAAGGAGAUCUCAACCCGUCGGCCAUGGCAUGGGCGAUGGUCUCCGGAGACAGCUUCCUGGUUACUAGUCUCGAUCCGAAUCAGCCAGGAGGACCUCGGCCGCCAGCGCGACCCAGCGUUCGAACCGACAGACGUCGAAUGCCCGUCGGUGGCCGCAGCCGUAGCCGAAGCCGCCAAGGCAGAUUCUCGCCUUACCCGAUCCCAGGCGUCAAGCUCGACCUCUUAAGAAGUGUGCUGCAGCAGCGUCUGGUUGCGUUGGGAAAUGCCCUCGCAGCCCGAAUCUCAGCGUAGAACGAAUGCCUCCCCCUCACUUAGCUUGCAAACAAGGCCUCCCUGAAAUCA